GGGCCGGCGCCUUCUCCUUGCUUCUUGGGGUCGUGGCCUUGCUCCUGCUGGGCAAGGGAAGCGUCCCGGGCUUUCGCGCGCAGGUGUGCGCGCGUGGGUCCUGACGUGCUCGUGGGUCCACGCUCUGACUCUGCGGGGACAGAAGCAGGAGCCAUGGGCGGGACAGCCAGCACCCGCCGGGUCACCUUCGAGGCGGACGAGAACGAGAACAUCACGGUGGUGAAGGGCAUCCGGCUUUCAGAGAAUGUGAUCGACCGGAUGAAGGAGUCCUCUCCAGCUGGCUCUAAGUCGCAGCGAUAUUCCAGUAUUUAUGGUGCUUCAGUUUCUGAUGAAGAAUUGAAAAGAAGAGUAGCUGAGGAGCUGGCACUGGAGCAAGCCAAGAAGGAGUCAGAAAACCAGAGACGCCUUAAGCAAGCCAGGGACCUAGAGCGAGAGAGGGCUGCAGCCAAUGACCAGCUGACCAGAGCUAUCCUGCGGGAAAGAAUAUCCAGCGAGGAGGAACGCUCAAAGGCAAAGCAUCUGGCUCGGCAGCUGGAAGAGAAGGACCGAGUGAUACGGAAGCAGGAUGCGUUCUACAAAGAGCAGCUGGCCAGACUGGAGGAGCGGAGCUCAGAGUUCUACAAAGUCACCACCGAGGAGUAUCAGAAAGCUGCUGAAGAGGUGGAAGCCAAGUUCAAGCGGUAUGAAUACCAUCCUGUCUGUGCAGAUCUGCAGACCAAAAUCCUCCAGUGUUACCGCCAGAACACCCAGCAGACACUCAGCUGCUCCGCUCUGGCCAGCCAGUACAUGCACUGUGUCAACCAUGCCAAACAGAGCAUGCUGGAGAAGGGAGGAUAAACCCACCUGAGAACACACAAGCUCCUUCAACGUUAAUUCCAGAGGUGGAACAUUUUUCUUUCCCUACUAAGAAAAUGACCCAACUGAAGAGAAGACCACUAAAGACAGACAGGCACUAGAAAAUGGACUCAGCAGAAUCGUAACAUGUUUUGAUCAACAGUUUAAAAAGCCAAGGUUUAGAUCAGGGAUCAGUCAUCAAAGAACACUGUUAGGUGUUCAUAAAACCCACAAAUGAAUAAAAGAGAAAAGCGUCC
Messenger RNA from Acomys russatus (golden spiny mouse), 1091 nucleotides. RefSeq names its product coiled-coil-helix-coiled-coil-helix domain containing 3 (gene Chchd3). Lineage: Eukaryota; Metazoa; Chordata; Mammalia; Rodentia; Muridae. The transcript has 8 exons. The record is from RefSeq and is a predicted model, not a curated record. Gene Ontology annotation, cellular component: MICOS complex; mitochondrion. Gene Ontology annotation, biological process: inner mitochondrial membrane organization. The coding region runs from base 154 to 837 and encodes 227 amino acids.